CUCCUGAGGCUGCAGGGCUGUCCGAGCUGUUGGAGGGCUGGGAGUGACACCAAGGUGAAUGAGGGGAGGCUGUAUAAAUUGCUGGCGCAGCGCAAACCGCUUCAGAGACGAGGGCAUCAGCCAGAAUCUUAUGCGCGACCUUUCCCUGCCGUGCACGACCACAGGCCAUUACAGUAAUGACCGCGAAAACAGAGCUUUCAAGCUGGCCAGAGCACGUAGAGGAUUUCACCCUGCUGCAGUCUCAGCGAAACCUGGCCCACAUCAACUCCAAAAGCUGGAUUUCUUCUCAUUCAAUCUGUGCGUUUUCACGGAGGGACACUCAUGGAGCUGCAGAUGCUGGCAUCUCAUUGGAGAAACUUGUGCCAGUGAGUAAAGUGCCUGACUGCGUGUCAGCUGCAGGUAUCACGGGGACAGACUAUGAGAAGGCAGCGGAGGGAAGCAAGACGAGCCAGUUUGGUCCUCAGAGACACAGGCGCGUCGCAGCCAACGCCAGGGAGAGGAGAAGGAUGCACGGCCUAAACAAAGCGUUUGACGAACUGAGGAGUGUCAUCCCGUCCCUGGAAAACGAGAAAAAGUUGUCCAAAUAUGACACCCUCCAGAUGGCGCAGAUUUACAUCACUGAGCUGUCAGAGCUGCUGGCCGGCGUGGUUCAGUCGGAGUGCAUGGGUCCCCGUCCAGGCUCAGCGGACAAGCCCUCCAGGAGGAGUCUGAUUCAUUCUUUCCGGCCAACAGACAGUGCGCAGACCCCAAACCAGCUGAGCGGAGAGCAGCGGGACACCUCCGCCUCCAUCGGCCACCUUAUCAUCGUUGAACCCACAUCUGACCUGGGACCACAUAAAUCAACAUCUUCUUCCCAUAGCAGUGACGGGGAGUCUUCGCUCCUCAGUGACGUGGAGGAAAGUCACAAUGUGAGACAGGAACAGAGAACAAUUACCACUGACUUCUGA
Molecule: messenger RNA, 947 nt
Organism: Monopterus albus (swamp eel)
Lineage: Eukaryota; Metazoa; Chordata; Actinopteri; Synbranchiformes; Synbranchidae
Gene: atoh1b
Product: atonal bHLH transcription factor 1b
Exons: 1
Coding region: 177-947 (256 amino acids)
Biological process (GO): sensory organ development; positive regulation of transcription by RNA polymerase II; axon development
Cellular component (GO): nucleus
Molecular function (GO): E-box binding; protein dimerization activity; DNA-binding transcription factor activity, RNA polymerase II-specific
Source: RefSeq, a predicted model, not a curated record